AUGAACGCCUUCACCAACGCCGUUUCGGCUUUGGCCCUCGCCUCAGUGGCUACUGCUCAGUAUGCGCUUCCCGCAAAGGAUGUGCCCUUUAUCGGUGGCAACGUCUUCAAGAGCAACGAUCCAGCUGUCGCCGGUUACCCCUUCUCUUAUUCUUCUCCUUUCGAUCCAGAGCAGUAUGGUGGCUAUUACUAUUGGUCAGUGAACAACGACACCGUCAGCGGUAGCAACUUCACUGGCUAUGGCACCAAGGAGGGCUAUCUUCUUCCAGACGGCGCAACUGGCAAGUAUCCUUUCUUCCAGAUCAGCGAGGGCCACCCCAAGGCAAUCAACAAGACCAAGCUGUUCGGCACUUGCACCCCAGCAGCGGGCAACUCCUGUGCAGCUACCCAGUGCGAGGGCAAGUUCAAGAAGGUCCUUCAUAUUAUCUUCGAGAACGAGGUCUACAAGUGGACCAUGGGUCAGGCCUACUGGAAGCUACUAGCUACCCGUGGCAAGCUGCUGACCCGUAGCUACGCUAUCACCCACCCUUCCUUGCCCAACUACGCGGCUAUCGUCGCUGGUGACUUCUUCGGUAUGGCCGAUGAGGAUUUCUACAAUGUAAACGCCACCAGCAUUUAUGACCUCCUCGAUGCUAAGAACAUCUCCUAUGGUACCUACGCUGAGUGGUACAACCCCAUCGCCACUCACCGUGGUCCGAACGACUGCAACAACUACAUCACGAACGGCCCCAUCGAUAACACCAACCCGGACUGGUCGUCCCAGGUUUACCGUCGCCUCGACGUCCCUGCUCUGCUCUUCAGCUCCUACACUAGCAAAUACGAGCGCUGCAGCAAGAUCUACGGUGCCAACAACACCUUCGCCGAUCAUGUCAUGUCCCACACUCUGCCCGAGUACUCCUUCUACGUCCCGGAUAUGCUUCACAACGCCCACGACCCUACCUCGGAUAGCAACUAUUUCAACCAGCCCAACACUGGCGGUGAAUGGCUCAACGCCUUCUUGGAUCUGUACCUGCCCCAUCUUGAAGCUCAAGGCACUCUGGUUGUCGCUACCUUCGACGAGGCUACAUGGUGGAACGACGCUGACUCUGACCCCAACAAUGACAAUCACAUUGCGACUAUUCUGUUUGGCGCCGGUAUUACCCCCAACACUACCGAUGACAGCUACAUCACCCUGUACGGUAUGUUGCGAGGUGCUAUUCAGAACUUCGGCCUGGGCUCGCUCGGCCGUAACGACACCAAUGCCACCAACGGUAACCUCUUUGACCUGGUCGAGCCUUCCCACGCAAACAAGAGAGCAAAAUUGUGCGGUGAUGACCACGGUAACUAA
Molecule: messenger RNA, 1326 nt
Organism: Penicillium daleae
Lineage: Eukaryota; Fungi; Ascomycota; Eurotiomycetes; Eurotiales; Aspergillaceae
Exons: 1
Coding region: 1-1326 (441 amino acids)
Biological process (GO): phospholipid catabolic process
Molecular function (GO): hydrolase activity, acting on ester bonds
Source: RefSeq, a predicted model, not a curated record